UUAAAUAUUUAGUGCGGAAAUAAUUUAUCUUGUUAAAGAGACAACAAUUGUUCAGCCCUAUUACUAUAUAUAUAUAUAUCUCCCCCCCUCGGUCUUUGUGCAAUAGAAAAUGGCCCAACCACAAAUGCUGCAAGUCAAAUUGUCACGUUUUGAUGCCCAACCCUGGGGCUUUCGCCUGCAGGGCGGUGUGGACUUUGCUCAGCCGCUGUUAGUGCAAAAGGUGAAUGCGGGCAGUUUGUCGGAGCAGGCUGGUCUGCAGCCUGGCGAUGCAGUCAUCAAGAUUAACGACGUUGAUGUCUUCAGUAUGCGUCACAAGGAUGCGCAGGACAUUGUGGUGCGCUCUGGCAAUAAUUUUGUCAUCACAGUGCAGCGCGGUGGCUCCACCUGGCGCCCACACGUGACGCCCACGGGCAAUGUGCCACAGGCAAACUCACCCUAUUUGCAGACAGUGACGAAAACUUCUCUGGCUCACCAUCAACAGGAUAGCCAGCACAUUGGCUGUGGCUACAACAACUCGGCUCGUCCAUUUGGCACCGACGGCGGCGACGGCGUGAAGAGCAUCGUCAAUAAACAAUACAAUACCCCGGUUGGCAUUUAUAGCGAUGAAUCUAUUGCGGAAACACUUUCCGCUCAAGCGGAGGUUCUGGCUGGCGGUGUGCUCGGCGUGAACUUUAAGAAAAACGAAAAGGAAUACCAGGCUGACCGCUCGGAGGUGCUGAAGUUCCUGCGCGAGGAGGAGACUGGACAAUCGACCCCAGCAUUUGGUCAAAACAACAACAACAACGGCCACUACGAGCAUGAUGCACCACAACAACAACAUCAUCAUCAGCAUCAACACCAACAUCAACACCAACAACACCAACAUCAACAACAACAACAACAACAAGUCUAUCAAUCGAACGGCGCCACUCGCCAUGUUAGCGCGCCUGUGAAUACACCAAAGCCUCCAAGCACCGGCGGAUUGCCAACUGGCCAAAACAUUUGCACCGAAUGCGAGCGCCUCAUUACCGGCGUCUUUGUGCGCAUCAAGGACAAGAACUUGCACGUCGAGUGCUUCAAGUGCGCCACCUGUGGCACCUCCCUGAAGAACCAGGGCUACUACAACUUCAACAACAAACUCUACUGCGACAUCCAUGCCAAGCAGGCUGCCCAGAGCCACCCACCACCCGGCACCGAGGGCUAUGUGCCAGUGCCAAUUAAGCCGAAUACUAAGUUGAGUGCUAAUACCAUUUCAUCGGCCUUGAGCUCGCAUGGUUAUGGCAAUAAUGGUUAUGCCAAUGGCAAUUCUACGCCCACACCGGCGCCGUCCGAGCUCAGCUCGGAGCUGCCUUUGCCGCCGCCGCCGUCGCCCACACAGCUGCAGCUGCUGCAAUAUGAAACUGAGGAGGCGCCACCAACACAACAAACAACACAGCAGCAACCACAACAACAACAACACACACGCACCAACAGCAGCUUGAGCUCCAUUUCAAGCGGCUCAAGCUCUGGCGUUGGCAGCGGCAGCGCCGCUUUGAGUCCCAACAGUUUGGUAGCCUCAAGUGCCUCCAACUUGUCGCUGGAUUUGGAGUCAACACGCUCGCCAGCGCAUUCGCGUCAAGCCUCUGGCUCGUGUAAUUCACUGGACGCAAUGCCGACGACGCCGCCGCUGCCGCCGCCGCCAGCGCCAGCAGCACAAAAUGAGAACGACAUGAAUACGCAAAAUAAAAACCACAAUGCGUACAAUCAGCUGCUCAAGCAGUAUUCCAAUAAGCUGCAGCAACAGCAACAGUCCAACACAAACAGACACAACAAUACGGCCAAGCCAUUUGCCACAGCCGCGCAGCAGCCACAUGUGGCAGCACUAACGGCUACACUUGCUAAUCAAUUGAAAUUUAAUUCACAUCAGGCAGCCAACGCAGCAGCAGCAGCAGCAGCAACAAACGAAGUUGAUAAUACGCCGCUUAACAUGGCGGAUGAGCAAUCAGCAGCAGCUAUUUAUGGCGAUGCCGCCGCCGCCGCCGCUGCUUGCGCCAUGCCGUGCAUGCAGACAAGCUCAAUGAGCGCUGGUCAGGAUCAGCCCUUUGAGUAUGUCACCUUGACCGGAAAUGUCAUACGCAGUGUGCAGCCGCCGGGUAAGGGCGCCAAUGCCAGCUACAAGGUGAACCAGGGCUAUGUGCGUCCAUUUGGCGCACAAUCUGCGCCCAAGUCGCCGGUGCCAAUGGCGUCGUAUCCGCCGCAGCAGCAGCAGCAGCAGUCGCCACGUGCAGCUGCUGGCGCCAAUGCCUAUGCCACCUUGCCACGCAGCAAUGUUGGCCAACAAGGUAAGACAGCUGAUGCUUGCUUGGAGCCGCAAUACGAGGAGGAGUGCUAUGAGGAGGACUUGGAAGCGGCCAUGGCUGCCAGUCAUCGUCCACAUGGCAGCAGCUUCUGCUGGCCGCCGCCGCAGGACGACAGCCAUGCGGCGCCCACUGCUGCGCCACUGUACAUUGCACCGCCGGAGACGCAGCAUGUGGUGGUGGCCAAUCCAGUGCAGCAGGUGCCGCCGUUGCCGCCGGGCAGCGCUAGCUCCAGGCUAGAUCCGCAGCCGGAGCAACGACAGCAGCAGCAGCCGCCGCCGCAGCCGCCUCAAUGGCAAAGCUAUUCAGCGCCACAGCUGAGCAACGCGCCGCCGCCAGUGGAGCCCGAGUCCAGCUCGGAUAGCUACACCUCCACCUCGACCACCACCACCACCACCUCGGAGGAAUAUCAACGCAUGUACGCGGCUCAGCUGCAGGCCUAUCAAAUGCAGCAGGCCUAUGAGCAGUCCGGCUCGGAGCUGGACUACCAGGUGGACUAUGCCAGCUCGCAGGAUGUGCAGGAGUACGCCUCGGGCAGACGCAGCGCGCAGGAGUGCGUCGACUCGCUCUCGGCGCCAUUGAGCACCUACAAGCUCAUCGAUAUGGUAAGAGAAGUGACUCCCAGUCCCGUGCCCCCCACCGUUGCAGCUGCUCCAGCGCAGCCAGCGCGCCAUGUGGUGUUCAAUGAUGAGCCCGAGAUCAAGGAGCUGCCGCAGCAGCAGCCGCCACACAGCGAACUGGAAACCAUACCCGAGUCAUUUGCUGAGCAAGAUCCAGAGGCUUUGAUCAUUGAGCAGCGUUGCCAGAUUUUGGAAAGCGAGCGCAUGUUUCAGCCCACGCCAGAGAUUAAUCUCGAAAUUGCGCCAGUGCGGCCACGUCCUGCACCCUCUAAGAUACCCAAUCCCUCGCCCAAGGAGUGGAUCAAUCCAAUGGUCGCAGUGUUCACCACAGCGCCCGAGGUGCCCUUCCAUCUGGUCGAGUGUCCUUUUCCCAAGCCCUGCGAUGAUAAUUUUGAAGCCGAAGCCGAAGCGGCAGCUCAAGCUCAAGCCAAAGCCGCUGCCACGCCUCGUCAAUCUUUGAAGCCGCAAGAGGCUGCUCCAACACCCGCUCCAGCUCCCAUUGCCAACUAUGCCACUGAGCUGCUGCGCGAGUCGCCGCCACGUGGCACGCGAAUGAGCUUGGCCAUGUCCAUUGCACCCGAAUUUCCCAUGAGCUUUGUCCCGCCCGCUAACGAGGGCAUACCGCUGCCCGAGGAGACUGUGCCCUAUAUGCCACCACCCAUGGAUAUGAAACCCUAUCUACGCGAAGAUUACCGCCCCAAGUCGCCCUUUGUGAGCGCCCUUACCACCGCCCCGGAGCGUCCCUUUGAGGGUCACUUCGAUCGCGAUGUGCCCAUACACAUUUGCGAUCUGCCCACGCCCACGGAGCAUCUCAGCAUGAUUGAUGCACUCUGCACCGCACCCGAUCGUGGCUACACGCCACUUAAUCCCGAGAAUGCCACACAGCGUGUGGAUGCGGAGCAGAAGCAAAAGGAACUCAAGAAAUAUGAAUUUCAGGUUUUGGAUCAUGAGGAGGAGCUGGGCAUCAAGCCGGAGCCGCCAGAGAGCGUGGAAUACUACAAGACGGACAACAAGCAGCGCAAGUCCUCCGCCUUUGCAGCCAUGCAAGCAUUCCAGCCCUCGCGUCAGCCGCUGAACUCCGCUCCGAACAGCGUCGCCCAAACGCCGCGUGCUUCAAUUGUCUCGCAGACGCAGCCCAUGGACGAUAUGGAGUAUCAGAAGUAUCAAAAGGGGCAUGUGCGCAACCAGAAGCGACUCGAUUACUAUCACAAAAAGGAAGAGGAACUGCAGCAACAAACUCAGACUCAGUCUCAGUCUCAAACUCAAACGCAGACACAAACCGCAGCACGUAGACAAUCCCAAAUGGAAACUCAACAGAUCCAAGCACAGACACAAACCGCAGCACGUAGACAAUCCGAAGCGCAAGCUCAAACUCAGCACAAAUCCCAAGCGCAAGCUCAACAGAUCCAAGCACGUAGACAAUCCCAAAUGGAAACUCAACAAACUGAAGAGCGCAGACAAUCUCAAGCACAAACUCAACAGAUCCAAGCACGUAGACAAUCCCAAAUGGAAACUCAACAGAGCCAAGCUCAGACACAAGCCCAAUCGAUCCAAGCACAGACACAAACCGCAGCGCAAACUCAACAGAUCCAAGCACAAACACAAACCGCAGCCAAGACACAAAACCUUAACAGCCAGACACAGUGUCGUCAGUUGGAAGAAAAGCAAUCCAAAGCGACUUAUUUGAGCGCGACUACUGCUACUGCCUCCUCUAACGCCUCUUCCACAGUCCAGUCCACUAGCUAUACCAGCCACGCCUCCUCUGUAAAUACCAGCAGCCUGAAAUGCGAUGCACACGAACUGAUCGAGGAAAUUGCCGAUGAGCUCGAGCACUCGGAGGUUCUCUUUCCGCCACCAUCCCCGCUUAGCCAUCUCAAGGGCAGCAAAGCCGUACAGUCCGGCCUCCACAAAGCGGACACUAUACCCAAGUACCAACGCAACUGGACCUCGCUGCCCACACAAUCACCCAUACGCACGCCCGAGCCACAAGAGUGGCGCGACAAUCUGCCCCUAGCCUUUGUGGGCGUGCCAGCGACAGCCCAAGCGCCUGCCCAAGCUGCUGGCGCCGCCCAACCAAAUGCGAACACUGUACAUAGACCCAUAGCCAAGUUGAAUGGCGCUCAGGUGUCGGCGCCGACGCAGGUGGUUGUGACGCCCGCGUCGGUGCCCAUCAUCAUUGAGGAUCGCUCGGGUCCAGUAACAAUGGCUUUUCAAUCGUUAGAUGCCUACGAGUGCGCCGACCAGGCACAGACGCCCGUGCGUCCAUACACGCCCUGCUCCUCGCUGACCAACAAGCCGGCGCCCAUCAUACCCUUCUACCAAACGGCCGAGAAGCUCUGCUUCGAGGAGUGCUCGGCGACGCAUGCGCGCGACUACAACCAAGGCGCCGCCUCGCCGUUCCCAGACCGCGCACGCUCGCCCGCACCCGGACCGCCACCCAAUCCGCUGGCGGCCAUACGCGCGCCACGCAUGAAGGAGCCCGAGACGGCGCUGCUCACUGCCAAUCGCCUGCAGACAGGCUCCAUAACCACCGGCCAGAGCUAUCAGGGACAGCUGCUGGCGCACUCGGAGCAGAGCUCGCAGUCGGCCAGCCAGAGUUAUACGCAGCAGCCAGAGCGUGUCAGCGAGCGCCAGCUGGGCAACAUGCACAUCCAGCAACGCGAGCAAUCCUCGCAGCUGCAGCAGCAGCAGCAGGCGCAGUCGCAGAGCCAGACCAAGACACAAGUGGGCAACAUGCAGAUCGAGCGUCGACGCAAAGUCACUGAGGAGUUUGAGCGCACGCAGAGCGCCAAGACGAUCGAGAUACGCAGCAGCAGCAGCUCGGCCAAGGCGUCGAUACAAAGCCAAAGCCAAAUUGCCGCUCAGCAGCAGCAGCAGAUGCAGCAGCAGCAAUCGGAGGCAUCAGAGCGUCGCUUGUCCUAUGGCAAGACAGGCUAUGUGGCCAAUCAGGCGCGUCGCUUGAGUGAGAUGGAGCAGGAGAUCAGCAGCCUGACCAGCCAGUCGCAGUCGAUAAGCGCACGCGCUUCGGGCCUAUCCGAAGGCGGCUGCUUUCCCAAUCUGCGCUCGCCCACGUUCGACAGCAAGUUUCCGCUGAAGCCCGCAUCGCCCAGCGUGGAGAUUGCCCAGACCAACAAGCUGCUGGGUCCGCCGCCAGGCUUCGUCCAGCAGCAGCAGCAGCAAAAGUCCGCCUUCUCCAAGGCGGGCGGCUACACGCAGCAGCUGCGCUCAGCGGGCGCCGCUUCAUCUUCAGUUGCAUCUUCAGUUACAUCAGCUACAUCUUCAUUUGCCACAGCCACAGCAACUAAAGCUUCUUCUGCUAUUACUACCACGACUAAUAAUCAAGCCUGUGCCGCCUAUCGGGGCAGCCAGGCCGCCAAGCUGCCGGCUUUCAAUAAUAAUGGCUCGCGUUCAAAUGCUUCUCUCGCAGCUACAGCGGCAAUUGCAGCAGCUGUCACGCCCACUGCGCCAGCGCCAGCGCCUGCAUCGUUUCCGCCCAACUUAGCCGAUUUGCAACUAGACUCUAAUGUUGAUGGUUCCACAGGUGCGGGCGGCAAGGGAGGCGCCUUUGGUGCCACCUCGGCGCCCAAGCGCGGACGCGGCAUUCUCAACAAGGCCGCCGGCCCAGGCGUGCGCAUCCCACUGUGCAACAGCUGCAAUGUGCAGAUCAGAGGUCCGUUCAUCACCGCUUUGGGUCGCAUCUGGUGUCCCGAUCACUUCAUUUGCGUAAACGGCAACUGCCGUCGUCCAUUGCAGGACAUUGGCUUUGUUGAGGAGAAGGGCGAUCUCUACUGCGAGUACUGCUUUGAGAAGUUUCUGGCGCCCACCUGCAGCAAGUGCGCUGGCAAAAUUAAGGGCGAUUGCUUGAAUGCCAUUGGUAAGCAUUUCCAUCCCGAGUGCUUCACCUGCGGCCAGUGCGGCAAAGUGUUUGGAAACACGCCCUUCUUCCUAGAGGAUGGCAACGCCUACUGCGAGGCCGAUUGGAACGAGCUCUUCACCACCAAAUGCUUUGCAUGCGGCUUCCCCGUCGAGGCUGGCGACCGCUGGGUCGAGGCGCUCAACCACAACUAUCAUAGUCAAUGCUUCAACUGCACUUACUGCAAACAAAACCUGGAGGGUCAAAGCUUUUACAACAAGGGCGGUCGUCCCUUCUGCAAGAAUCAUGCGCGUUAACUGAUCGUACAGUUCCAAUUAGGCCGCGACAUUUGACUUCAGGGAUCACGCACACGCACACCACCUACAACAGCAACAGCAACAGCAACCAGCAACUCUUAACUACAACUUUAAUUCAGCAAACAAUUAUUGCAGUUUUAAUUAUUAUUAUUUUUGUUUUUCAAUUCGUACGCAUACACACACAAAUGUUAUCCUAAUUUUAAAACGACACGAAAUCGAAUUAGCUAGCAAAACGCACACGCAUCCACAUCAAAGCAGAAUUAUCGACCGCAAAACAUAUAUUUAUAUUAUUUAAUGAUCAUACUAUAUAAUCGAACUAUUAUUAUCAUUAUUAUUAUUAUUAUUUUGUUCAAUUAAGCAAGCGACGUAUUACUGUUGAUCAAACAAUUAGCAAACCGCGCGAAGAGAUUUCAUUGAUUCAAUUCGGAAACGCCAGCCACGCGCUUGAUCAGCAGUUAAGAACAGAAAAAAAAACAAACAGCAAACGCUUUAAUCAAUCUUUGCGAUUUUCAAUCAUGCAGCUACAAAUUUAAUUUAAAUGUUACUUUUAAAUUAUAUGUUGUAAACUUAACCCACGAUAAACAUUUAUAAUUGAUUGUACAACUGCAGCAAAUCAGCAGACAAAUAAAUUUCGAAAUCUUUUUCGCGUUUAAAA
Messenger RNA from Drosophila busckii, 7760 nucleotides. RefSeq names its product PDZ and LIM domain protein Zasp (gene Zasp52). Gene Ontology annotation, biological process: muscle structure development; actin cytoskeleton organization. Gene Ontology annotation, molecular function: muscle alpha-actinin binding; actin binding. NCBI's taxonomy places the organism in Eukaryota, Metazoa, Arthropoda, Insecta, Diptera, Drosophilidae. The coding region runs from base 110 to 7105 and encodes 2331 amino acids. The record is from RefSeq and is a predicted model, not a curated record. The transcript has 16 exons. Gene Ontology annotation, cellular component: stress fiber; adherens junction; Z disc.